This is a messenger RNA of Platichthys flesus (European flounder), 1152 nucleotides long. RefSeq names its product prolactin releasing hormone 2 receptor (gene prlh2r). The coding region runs from base 1 to 1152 and encodes 383 amino acids. Gene Ontology annotation, molecular function: neuropeptide Y receptor activity; neuropeptide binding. The transcript has 2 exons. Lineage: Eukaryota; Metazoa; Chordata; Actinopteri; Pleuronectiformes; Pleuronectidae. Gene Ontology annotation, biological process: G protein-coupled receptor signaling pathway. Gene Ontology annotation, cellular component: plasma membrane; neuron projection. The record is from RefSeq and is a predicted model, not a curated record.
AUGUCUGACACGUUUUCCUCGUCUUGCUGCAACUCCUCCAGCCCCCUCUUCUCCACCUCCCUGUUCUCACCUCCUUCCUUCUCCGGCCUGGACCUCCUGUUCGACCUGAAGCUCCUCUUCAUCCCGCUCUACUCUGCUGUGGUCCUGAUCGCCUUUACCGGCAACCUCCUCCUUCUAUUUCUCAUGUGGCACAACAAGAAAAGGCACAACACCACAAACUUCCUAAUCAGCAACCUGGCCUUCGUGGACCUGGUCAUGUGCAUCUUCUGUGUCCCUUUGACGGCAUCCUAUGCUUUUGACAAGCGUGGAUGGGUAUUUGGACCGUGCAUGUGUCAUUUUGUCACCGUCAUGCAGUCUGUAGCAGUCUACGCAGCGGUCUUGUCCCUCAUGGCCAUUGCAGUCGAUAGAUAUGUUGUUGUGGCUUACCCCAUACGCAGAAGAGCAGGUGGCCUGUUCUGCUGGGGUCUGGUGGUCCUAAUCUGGCUGUCCUCUCUGGCUUUAUCAAUACCUACAGCGCUGCACGUCGUCUACCUAGACCUGCGGGCUGCAGGCCUGCAGAUGGCCGUGUGUGAGGAAUUCUGGGAUGGCCAGGAGAGAGGUCGCCUUAUCUACUCCUGUUUCAGUCUCUUCUUCUCCUACUUUGUCCCCCUGGCUGCUGUUUCUACUUCUUACUGUGCCAUAUCCUAUCAGCUGAAGCGGAGGACCACAUCUAGCUUGACAGCAUGCCCAGAGCUGAGUUCUGCGCGGGCAGCAUGGAGUAAACGUCGAAGGAAGACCUUCUGCCUGCUGCUGGUGUCCGUCAUCUGUUUUGCCUUUUCAUGGCUCCCAUUACAGGUGGUGAAUCUGAUCCGUGACCUGGACACAGACUUCUCCAUUUUGGGGAAGAACUACGUAAACGUCAUCCAGGUGUCGAGUCACCUGUUUGCCAUGAGCUCUGCCUGCUACAAUCCUUUUAUUUACGCCUCACUACACGACAAGUUCCUGUCGUACCUGUGUAGCCACUUCCUUUUCUGGAGGAGGGGUUAUGGAAAUGAGCAGGGUCAGGGGUCGAGCAUCCUGAAAAUGUCUAAAAUUCCACGUCUUCACACCUCCACCAUUGUGGCAGAUUUACCAUGUGCAAGUAACAUUGUUCCUCAAGACAACUACGCUUAA